Messenger RNA from Candidula unifasciata, 546 nucleotides. The record is from the annotation of a GenBank genome assembly. Lineage: Eukaryota; Metazoa; Mollusca; Gastropoda; Stylommatophora; Geomitridae.
AUGUUGUCUGAUUGUAUUUUGAUCGUAGUCAUCUCAGUCUGUACAGCCUUUCUCGGCGAAGGGCUGACAUGGCUGAUGGUGUACAGAACAGACAAGUACAAGAAGUUGAAGGCGGAGGUGGAAAAACAGAGCAAGAAAUUGGAGAAACAAAGAGAAACUGAGACAAAUGACAGAGUUCAGAAGAAGAAACUGGAGAGACAGGAGGAGAAGCUGAAGACCAAUAGCAGGGACCUCUCAUUGGUGAAGAUGAAGUCCAUGUUUGCUAUUGGGUUUGCAUUUACUGCCCUCCUCAGCAUGUUCAACUCUAUAUUUGAUGGCCGGGUGGUAGCCAAUUUACCGUUCACCCCGAUCUCAUUCGUCCAAGGGAUUUCUCACCGAAACUUGCCUGGUGAAGAUUACACUCAUUGUUCGUUCAUUUUCCUCUACAUUCUGUGCACCAUGUCCAUUAGACAGAACAUCCAGAAGCUACUAGGAUUAGCUCCGUCAAGAGCAGCAAGCAAGCAAGGCACAGGUUUCUUCACGCCGCCAUCACAGCUGGGCAGAUAA